CCUAAUGCGAAGUCAGCCAAUGCCUAAACACAACUUCCUUACAGGACACUUGCUCGAAAUGAAGCGAUACAUGGACACCGUUCCUUCAGACUCCACCAUCAAUACUACCAUUGCUGCUAUGGCGCACGAAUUUCCAGGAGGAGUAUUCUAUAUCGAUCUUUGGCCGUUCACCAAGCCUCUGCUUAUAUCCACUACACCUUCGAGCGGGUAUCAAUUACAACAACAUGCCCUUGACAAACCCAAAGAAAUUUCCGAUGCCUUUUGGCAUCUGACGGGCGGCCCAAACCUCUUCACGAUGCCAGAGACUCCUUGGAAACCGUGGCGUACCAUCCUCAAUCCGGCAUUUAGCCCCGCUCACAUACUCACCUUGUCGAAGACCAUCGCAACCGAAAUGCAAGUCUUUUGCGAGAUCCUUGAGGAGAAAGCACAUCGAGGCAGCAUAUUUCAACUCGAAGACUUGACACUAAAACUUACUGUGGAUGUCAUAGUAGCAGUAGCUCUCAAUACGCGGCUUCAUUACCAGCAGAAAGAGAAUGCCCUGGCGUCAUCCUUGCGAACUUUGAUUGAAUGGACUUCAUUCGGGGAUGACCUCAAUCCCUUCACACGAUAUAACCCAUUGCGGCCGCUCGUUCAAUUCUAUCUCAGCCGAAAACUUAACAAUCUGAUUGAAGUUGAGAUUGACCGACAAUAUUCCGAACUUUUGGAAGAUCAGAGUCUCUCAAAAGAGACAACGAACUCAAAGUCCAUCAUGUAUCUGACGUUGCAGAACUACUUGAAUGAGACAAAGAAAUCCAAGGAAACUCAAAGAUCUACAUCGAAAGGAUUGGACCGAAACUUCAAAAACGUGGCAGCUGCUCAGAUACGGUUGUUCCUCGUAGCUGGCCACGACACAACCAGCAGCACCCUGUUGUACUGCUACUACCUUCUUGGCACAAGCCCCGACGCGAUGCGCAAGAUCCGCGAAGAGCACGAAAAUGUUUUUGGCUCAACGGACGUUUACAACGCAAUUUCACAAGACGCAACAUGCUUGAACCGACUACCAUACACAUCUGCUGUAAUCAAAGAAGCUGGGCGCCUGUUUCCAGCCGCUUCCGCGAUGCGAGGCGGUGUUCCCGGUGUCUCAAUCACUGACGAUGACGGCAGAGAGUUCCCAAGCGACGGUUGCAGUAUUUGGGUCAUCCACCUCCUGCUUCAUCGGAAUCCCAAAUAUUGGAAGGAUCCCCACGCAUUCAUCCCGGAACGGUGGUUGAUCGAGGACCCAAAAGAUCCUUUGCACCCAGUGAAGGGUGCUUGGCGACCUUUCGAAUUUGGACCCCGUAAUUGCAUCGGGCAGUCAUUAGCAACACUGGAGAUGCGCAUCGCGCUCGCCAUGACAAUUCGCAAGUUUGACAUCAAGCCAGCGUAUGAUGAGUGGGACAAGAUUCAUAAGAACACGCGCAAGAAGAUUGUAUUUGGUACCCGGGCAUACCAAGUUCAAGGAGGUGGUGGAGGCGCUCACCCGUCCGCUGGUCUACCAUGUGAGGUUUUUGUAAGGAACGGAUAGGUUGGUAAGGGUCAUCACUUAGCUUCAUAACAU
Messenger RNA from Pseudovirgaria hyperparasitica, 1576 nucleotides. Its product is annotated as cytochrome protein. The transcript has 2 exons. NCBI's taxonomy places the organism in Eukaryota, Fungi, Ascomycota, Dothideomycetes, Acrospermales, Acrospermaceae. Bases 5 to 1543 code for a protein of 512 amino acids. Gene Ontology annotation, molecular function: oxidoreductase activity, acting on paired donors, with incorporation or reduction of molecular oxygen; iron ion binding; monooxygenase activity. The record is from RefSeq and is a predicted model, not a curated record.